AUGUCGGACGAAAUUACCCACCCCACGAUCAAAGACGGAUGGUUCAGAGAGAUCUCGGACACCAUGUGGCCCGGGCAGGCGAUGACCCUACGGGUUGAGAAGGUCCUACACCACGAGAAGUCGAAGUACCAAGACGUGCUGGUUUUCAAGUCGACCAACCACGGCAACGUGCUGGUGCUUGACAACGUAGUGCAAUGCAGCGAGCGCGACGAGUUUGCGUACCAGGAGAUGAUCACCCAUCUGGCCAUGAACCUGCACGCCAACCCGAAGAAGGUGCUCGUGAUCGGCGGCGGCGACGGCGGUGUGCUGCGCGAGGUGCUCAAACACGAGUCUGUCGAGGAGGCGUGGCUCUGCGACAUCGACGAAGCGGUCAUCCGCGUGUCCAAGCAAUACUUGCCGGAGAUGUCGCGUUCGUACGAACACCCCAAGGUUAAGACGCACAUCGGCGACGGCUUCCAGUUCCUGCGCGACUACCCGAACACGUUUGAUGUCAUCAUCACAGACUCGUCGGACCCCGAGGGCCCUGCAGAGGCGCUGUUCGAGCAGCCCUACUUCUCGCUGCUGAACCAGGCGCUGACAGAGAACGGUGUCAUCACGACGCAGGCCGAGUCGCUCUUCAUUCACAUGGAGAUCAUCAAGCAGCUGAAGGGCACAUGCUCCCAAUUGUUCCCCAACGUGGGGUACGCCUAUGCAUCUGUCCCUACCUACCCCUCGGGCCAGAUCGGCUUCAUGGUGUGCAGCAAGAACGCAGACAUUGAGCUCAGCAAGCCAUUGAGAACCAUUUCCGACGAGCAAGAGCGCGAACUGUACAAAUACUACAGCAAGAAGAUGCACGAAGCCUGCUUCGUGCUCCCAACCUUCGCUGCUAAAGAACUAAACUAG
Messenger RNA from Eremothecium gossypii ATCC 10895, 882 nucleotides. RefSeq names its product spermidine synthase (gene SPE3). The record is from RefSeq and is marked provisional. The coding region runs from base 1 to 882 and encodes 293 amino acids. Gene Ontology annotation, cellular component: cytosol. The transcript has a single exon. Gene Ontology annotation, biological process: spermidine biosynthetic process. NCBI's taxonomy places the organism in Eukaryota, Fungi, Ascomycota, Saccharomycetes, Saccharomycetales, Saccharomycetaceae. Gene Ontology annotation, molecular function: spermidine synthase activity.